Lates calcarifer (barramundi perch) is the source of this 5905-nucleotide messenger RNA. RefSeq names its product ras/Rap GTPase-activating protein SynGAP-like. Bases 15 to 1004 code for a protein of 329 amino acids. The record is from RefSeq and is a predicted model, not a curated record. Lineage: Eukaryota; Metazoa; Chordata; Actinopteri; Centropomidae. The transcript has 5 exons.
AGCAGCAGCACCUGAUGGGAGUCACAUCUCAAACAGCCACUGGGACGGGCACCCCGGCCUCUUUGGCUACACCUCCCACCACAGUUCAUCCUGUCCGCCAGUCAUCCAUUGCCCCUCCACAACACCUCAAGUCCCAGCGGUCCAUUAACACUCCAGCUACCGCCACGCCUCCAAAGGUUCGCCCGCAGAGCAGGAACCUCCUCCUCGACUCCUCUGACACAAAUUACAGCGGCAGUCAGCCAAAACAGCGCCAAACUCAGCAGCCGCAGCAACAGCAACAACAGCAGCAGCAGCAACAGCAGUCCCAACAGCAGCAACAGCAGGAGACACAGCUGUCGGUGACGGACAGCCCAGCUCCUGGGCUCCCGUACCAGACGAGCUCCGCCAAAGAGAACCAGGGCCCAUCAGCGGCUGCAGAGGAGUCGACGGACACUCCAACAAAAAGCACCAAGAAGCCUCAACAGUCACAACUGCAGCCUCCACAGCAGCAUCUGCUCAAGCCAGUUGUCAAUAAACAGGGUUCUCAGACGACGUUGAACACCCCAGCCCUCAACGAGCGGACAGUCGCCUGGGUGUCCAACAUGCCACAUCUCUCUGCUGACAUUGAGAGCUUGCGGCCGGACCGUGAGGGUCAGCUGAAAGAGUAUUCAAAGAGCAUGGAUGAGUCACGAUUAGAGAGGGUCAGAGAAUACGAAGAAGAGAUACACUCCUUGAAAGAACGGCUGAAGAUGUCUCAUCGCAAGCUUGAGGAAUACGAGCAGAGACUUCUGUCGCAGGAACAGCAGACAAACAAGAUCCUGCAGCAGUAUCAGAGCCGCCUGGAGGACAGCGAGCGUCGCCUAAAGCAGCAGCAACUGGAGAAGGACUCUCAAAUCAAAGGCAUCAUCAGCAGACUCAUGGCUGUGGAAGAUGAGCUGAGAGGGGGUGCCAUUCCUGAUAUUAAGCCUCGAAUCCUCACAGACCAGUCUAUCAGCCAGGGCUAUGGUGGCCACCCAGGAUCCUGACUGCCAGUUCCAAAGUGACCAGAGCUCAUGAUGGUCAUUCAAGCAUAAGGAGAAGACUGAUUUACAUCCUCUACAAAAAACCCCAUGAAGACAAAGCUCUGCAGUGGAUCUAGUAGGACUACUGGAAGCUUCAUCUCACAACCUUCUUAAAAUUAAAAAAAAAAAAAAAAAAACAAACAACAAAAAAAAAACUUUGCACAUAUUCAAACCUUGCCUGUACCAGAACUUGACAAUCAAUUUAGCGUGAGGACCAAUGUGUGUAGUGAAUCUCUGCACACGUUGACUGAAAUAUAAGCCAAUGCCACAAUAAUGGCAAUACUGAACCUAAUGAUUUUCUUUAUUUAAUCAGAAGAAAUGACAAGAGAUGUGUAAAACACUGAGGAUGAAGAUGGAUUCAUGAUUUUCCUUGCUUCAAGCAGCACGCUCGCUUCUCACUGUAGUCGCUGCAGACAAAACAUAGAAAAGGCUUUUACAAGCACAAUAUCCCCUCAUGGUGACAUCUGUGACAAGCAACAAAGCAUGUUGUUAAAUCAUUUGCCAUCUAUGAUCCUCAGAUGCAGGGCCCAAGCAAAGACCGACUGUAUAUUACUAUUUGAUUCUGAUGAAAUCACUUAGUAACAUACUCUCACUGCAAAGAUAUUUUCACUUACAGAGGUGGUUAUCAUCAUGGUUUUGCAUCUUCUUGCAUCCUUUAUAGUACAGCCAUCCUGACUAAAUACAUGCCAAACAAGCCCUACAAUCGAUUUAUAUUAUAACUGCUUUAAAUACAAUCUAUACCCUCUCGGUUACAUUUUCCUUCGGUAAACAGUGUAAAGCCAGAACUACAAUCUGUUGAACUGAAGUGUACAGAACAAGUCUUUCUUAAAGCUACUAAAACUUUUUAAUAAUGAAAAUAUUUUACAAAAAAUAAUCUGAGAUUAAAAUGUGUUUUCGCUCACUUUGUAAUAAUAAUGAUAGUGAUGAUAAUGAUCAAAGUAUGUAUAUAUAACAUUUCAAAACAGUGAUACAAAGUGCUUCAUUAACAAUAAAGACAAAGAAAUAUUAAAACUAAAUAGAGUUUAAAGGGGCACUCCACCCAUUUUACACAGUAGGGUUAGUUAUUUCAUCAGGUGGAUCCUGUAUUAGAAAGUGGAGGUAGUUUGCAAAACAUGGUCAUUUUUCAAGCAGAGAGGGUCUAAAGCACUAGUGAUUGCAUUAUGGGAAAUGUAGGACCCAGAAUUUUGGAGUUUGACCCAUGAUAAGUCCCAUUUACACCUUGUAUUAACAGGUGAUCUGUAUCUGAAUAUAUAAUUUGGCCUUUGCAUUUAUACCUGGUAUUAAUAAUAAUCACUGAUUCUGAUCUCAAUAUGUACAUUAGAUUGGCAGUGCUGACAGGCUCAGCAAGGGAAGGAAUAUCACUGAUGGCUGUCAUUCAUUUCUAAAUCACUUUCUGUGGGGAAGACAUCCCAGCUACUGCUUCUCUAUCUUUUGCAGGGCUUGCUUAAACUAGCAGGAAGAGGCAGAAUUAGGUGAUCGUUUCACUUGCUCAAUGGAUUUUGGUUUUUCAGUGUUUUUUUUUCUUUUAAAAAGAAACCAUGGUCACACUGUGUGUCAUUAACACCUGAUUGAGAUUCAAUACCAAUGCGAGCCAGAACAGUAACUUGUUUUAGAGUCAAAUACAGAACACAUGUUAAUCCCAGGAGUAAAUGGAGCCCUAAAAGUCGGGAUAUCUCGCUCCCUGCUGCUUUGAUUUGGACCAUUAAGCUUUCAUAUGUCUCAUAUGACUUCCCCAACUUUAUUGAAGUGCAAAAAAAAAAAAAAAAAAAAGCACUGGAGUGCCCACCCUUUAAGGGAAAACAGAUGACUAUCUAUAUUCAACAUCAUGUGUUGAGGAAAGGUUAUGCUUUCAGAAAUGUCUUGAAGAUAUCACUUACAUAGCUUCUCAGACAGAACAUCUCUAACAGCUCAUCUUUAGUCUACAGUUUCUAAUCAGUGCUUGACUGUGCCCGUACAUCUAGAGCUGCAAUGAUUAGUCAAUUAAUGGAUUAGCUGAUCAACGGAAAAUUAAUCCACAACUAUGUUGAUAAUCAAUUAAUUGUUAAAGUCAAUGAAAAUGAUGGUUUCAGCUUCAUAAAAGUGAGAAUUUACUGCAUUUGCUUGUUUGACACUGAAUAUCUUUGGGUUUCACCUUGGGAAUUUGUGAAGAAUGUUUUUCACUGUUUGCUGAUAUUUUUAACAUUUACUUAAAAAUAAUCAGUAAAUUAGUUGAUCAAGAGUUUCAGCUGUAGUUAAGCCUGAGAGACAGUGUUGGUCAAAACUAACAAAAGCCUUAAGAGUAAUAAAUAAAACUGAAAAGUUAUAACAUCAAGGCCUUUCGCCUCUCAGCCCUUCAUUUCUGGCAUUUUCUUUUGUUUGUUAAUUUUGUUCUACAGCACUUUGUAACAUUAGAUUGAAAAGUGCUAAAUAAAUACAUUUUAAUAACUAUGAUUAUAAACAUGAUGUGCAACUGGAAACAAAUCAUAUUAUAGCAAGUAGUGAACUACUCAUCUGUUGUGUUUAAUGUUUCUGAAGCAUAGAUGUGCAACAGUUCUGCAUGUGCUUUUUAAAUGCGAGGACGAGUAAGUCAAGUUUGCUGUCAGAUAUUAUUCUAAUGUACAAAGAAAAAACUCAAAUCCAGCCUGCUGACUCUUCUGUUUUUUUCAGAAGAGGGUGGCAUUCAGCCUUUUGCAUUAUACAACAUGAAAGUUCGGAGAGGACUAACAGACUAACAACAGAGGAGAAACAGUGAAAACAACAGAACAAUAAAGAGUUUCCAAGCAGGGAUGUGUAGUAUAUGUGCAUAGGAUUUGACUGCCUUACAGUCUGUGCCACAGGGCCCAAAAUAACAAUGCCAAUACAAAAGAACUUGUAAACUUUGUAUAUUAAAUGUCCUUUUUGUAGUCAGGUGAUGAAUUAAUAAGCAGUGUGUUGGUUAACUCUGUAUGUUAAUCAGAAUAAUUUAUAUUAUGAAUUUCAUGGUUGAUAUAAUUUAUCUUAACCUCUUGCCUUUAAAAAGACAUUUUUCUUUCAAGAUAAAUAUCAAUGAUACAAAAUUAUAUGUUUAUGUUACCAGAAAUGUAUAAAAUAGCUUAAUGUAUAUCUAUUCUUAUAUGUAAAAUGUAUUCAAAUCAAGGGUAGGCCUUCAGGCAUGUUGAACAUGUGGUAAACACCAAUUCUUAUAUAUUAUAACUCUUAAUGCUGCAAUCCAGAAACUAUAGUGCUAUGAUGUGACUGCGUUCAUGGGAUGAGAGUUGAAUAAAAUAAUUUUCCAGCAUGGCACAGUUUCAUUAAAAUAUGAAAUAAUACGACAAAUUAAAAUAUCUCACCUAUGUUGUGUAACCAAAAUAGCAGUGGUGCUUUCAACAACCCCUGGAUUGCAGUUUUAAGUCAUUUUCUUUUAAAAUAUGUGUUUAUUUAUUUGGCCUGCAUUGCAAAACAGUAUUUUGAAAUGUUAUACCGCAUUUCUGUUUUCAUUUUACGAGAAGCUGCAAUACAUAAAGUGAGAAAAAUGUUUGUAAAGAACAUAAAAAUAUAUCUUAUACCCAUAUAUUAUUGAAACUUUCUCUGUAUUAGCUGCAGUGGUACAGUGUGCUACCUCUGAAAUUGUGCCCUCAUCUCCCUUCCCUGCUGGAAUUGAGGAUCCUUAUUCUGAUUUAUACCACAACCUGAGAGGAUACUUUAUUCCAUUCGGCUAAAAAAAAGUAUUUAUUUGAGAGGCAAUGCUUAAAAAAAGUUAUAAUUUUGUUCACAACCAGAAGUCGGGUUUAAUUUUUGGUUGCUUGUUCAUUGCUGUUUUAAGAUUUCCUAUAUACAACCUUUGCCAUCACAGGGCCAUUUCUAAAGUUUGUCCUGUUUACUAUCGUAUUUAAGUGCCGUUACCAUGACGUUCAUACAGAUCUACUUUUAAUUACGGGAUGAGAUUGAUUGUUUUCCAGGUAUACGUCAGACUCUCAGGUGUUAGAAGGAACACAGAGAAAUCUUUUAAUAUCUUUAAUGCCAAACGCACAAAAUAUUGAAACGCAAUCUUUGGCAAGUGAGCAUUAAAGCUAAAAGCAUUUCAAAAAGCACAUGAAAUGAGGGGUCUGUGCUGAGGCAUCUACUCUGCUUUUAUUUUGGUUGAUUCCUGACCCUCAUCUCAUCUUAUAAAUACUUUAAUUCACACCUUGUUUUGUAUUAUUUGUUGCAUAAAAAAAGGAACAAGAGGUUUGUUUCUUGGUCCAAAAUGAAAAAUGUGACAAAUGCUCCACUGUAAUAAAACUUGGUAAGAGAUAUUAUUGAAGUUACUACUGAAGAAGUGUUUUAUGUUUACAGAGUCAUGACAUUUUAGAGGAUGUAUGAACCUUUGUUCACCCGAGGGAGAAGGAGAUUUACUGCCGCUUUGCUGCAGCUAAAGCAGGACCUAAUAAAUGAAAUGAGAUAUCUUGUAUAUUUUGAAUAAGGGUAUUUAACAUCAAUCAACAUAUUUAUGUUUCUAAAAUGGAUGUAUAGCAUUUUGGAAUGAAACAAAGUAUUUUUCUCGGCAGCUAUUAUUCUGCACAAUUGAUCUACUGUGUCACAAAUAUAUAGUUGGUGGGGUUUCUGACUUGAAUUAGGCCUACUGGAUGUAAUACCUUAAUUUACUUGACAUUUCUUUUGAAAUAAGCCAUGCCCCAUGGAUAAGCCAUACCCUCCACACCCCUGAUGUUGUAUGGUGGAUGUUUAAUGUUGGUAGUUUUAUUUACAAUGGUAGUUAUUGUAGGUAUGAUUGCGCUUGUAAUGAUUAUUAUUAGUGUAAGUAUACUUGAUUGAUAUUAUUUGUUUUGUUUGAACAAAGGGAAUGUAUUCAUUUUUCCAGGUGAUUUUUCCGAGUGAUUUAAAUAAAUUAAUAAAUCCCUAAUUGAAGA